Ambispora leptoticha is the source of this 309-nucleotide messenger RNA. The record is from the annotation of a GenBank genome assembly. NCBI's taxonomy places the organism in Eukaryota, Fungi, Glomeromycota, Glomeromycetes, Archaeosporales, Ambisporaceae.
GAUACUGAAAGAAGAAGUCACAAAAAAGAACACAUAUCUGAUACUCAAAUAAUGAAUGACAAACAUCUAAAAGAUCUUGAUCCUGAAAUAGAUUGUAUUAGUAAAACUGCUGAAAGCUUACCUAAUAUACUAUCUAAUGAAAAUAUGCCAAAAAGGAGUUGUGGUAUAUACAGUGAUAAAAAAGUGCUGAUGAUAGGAAAAUUUAUGAAUAAUGAUGUUGAAAGUCAUGUUGAUAUGGCUUCUGAUCUUGGAUGUUAUUCUAAAAAUAGAAUUGGAGCUGAAAACAAUGAGCAGAGGCCUGUUAAUUAA